UCAACACACACACACACACACACGAGGUUUAGUUCAACACACACACACACACACACCUGAGGUUUAGUUCAACACACACACACCUACCUGAGGUUUAGUUCAACACACACACACACACACCUGAGGUUUAGUUCAGCACACGAUGCAUCCAGGAAGUUUUCGCAGCGCUUCACUUUUCCACAGUUUGUUGACUUUUGGCCUUUUUCCAAAACGGAUUAAUUCAUUAUUUUCCUCAGAAAACAAACAAAACGACAGAGAGGAAGUUUGAAAUCUUUGCAGGUUUAUUAAAAACAAGAGAAGUCACAUGCACAGAGGUGUUCACAGCCUCUGCUCGAUACUUUGAAGCUCCUGUGGCCUCGAGGCUCGGACUACGAUGAUUCAGGCUCGGCACGAAUACGACGGGGCUCAGCAGUGUUCAGGUCUCUCCAGAGAUCGGGUUCAGGUCUGGGCUCUGGCUGGGCCGCUCAGGGACAUUCAGAGUCCCGUAGCCCCGCCUCUGUUACCUGGGCUGAGGGUUGUUGUCCUGUUGGAAGAUGAACCGUGGCCCCGGUCUGAGGUCCAGAGCAGGUUUUCAUCAGGGAUGUCUCCGUACAUUGCUGCAUUCGUCUUUCCCCUCGAUCCGGACCGGUCUCCCAGCACCGCCAUGCGUCACUGUAGGGACGGUGUUGGCCAGGUGAUGAGCGGGGGCCAGGUGUCCUCCGGACGUGACGCUUGCAUUCAGGCUAAAGAGUUCAGUCUGUGUUUCAUCAGACCAGAGGAUUUAGUUUCUCCUGGUCUGGGAGUCCUUCAGGAGCGGUUUCUGGAGCUCCUUCAGGUUCUCGGUCACCUUCCCCCCCCCCCGAUCGCUCAGUUUGUCCGUUCCCGGCUCCAGGAAGAGUCCUGGUGGUUCCAGACUUCCGAUGGAGGUCUCUGUGCUCACUGGGACCCCAGAUCUGGGCCUCGAUGCAGUCCUGUCUCGGAGGUCUACGGACCCGUCCUUGGACUUCAUGGCUCGGCCUGCGCUCUGACGUGCGGCGUUAGCGGUGAGACCUUUUAUAGACCGGCGUGUGCCGUUCCGGAUCACGUCCAAUCAGCUGAUUCACCACAGGUGGACUCCGUAUGAUCAGUGGAAACAGGACGCACCUGAGCGUCAGGACAGACUGUCAACACCUCUGCACCUGGGAUUUAUUUUGUUUCUGAUUUUUAAUAAACUUGCAAAGAUUUCAAACUUCCUCUCUGUCUCGUUGUCGUUUUGGGGUUUUUGUUUGUAGAACUGAGGAAAAUAAUGACUUUAAUCCGUUUUGGAAAAAGGCCGAAACACAACAAUCAGAACGGCCUCUGAAAGAGUCGGCAGGACGAGUGGAAGCAUACUGACGCCUUCAGGGUUGCGUUGGGUUCGGGAAGCAGGAAACAGGAAGCAGGAAACAGGAAGCAGGAAGCAGGAAACGGUCAGGUGUGUAACGUCCGUGUCUCCG
Molecule: messenger RNA, 1454 nt
Organism: Siniperca chuatsi (mandarin fish)
Lineage: Eukaryota; Metazoa; Chordata; Actinopteri; Centrarchiformes; Sinipercidae
Exons: 2
Coding region: 374-1102 (242 amino acids)
Source: RefSeq, a predicted model, not a curated record